Messenger RNA from Crotalus tigris (Tiger rattlesnake), 1299 nucleotides. It is a transcript of the gene HAGHL, whose product is annotated as hydroxyacylglutathione hydrolase like. The transcript is spliced from 9 exons. The record is from RefSeq and is a predicted model, not a curated record. Lineage: Eukaryota; Metazoa; Chordata; Lepidosauria; Squamata; Viperidae. The coding region runs from base 134 to 979 and encodes 281 amino acids. Gene Ontology annotation, molecular function: hydroxyacylglutathione hydrolase activity.
GCCUUGGCCAGCCGGAAGCCGCGGGGGGAGGAGCCCAGGGACAGCCCGGGGUUUGAUCCCCGCCCUCUGGUUGCUGUCCCCCGCCUGCGGCUCUUCCGAGCUUUGCUUCCAAUGACCCUUGAAUCUCUGGAGCAUGAAGGUCAAAGUGAUUUCAAUUCUGGAAGACAAUUACAUGUACCUGAUCAUUGAAGAAACCACUCGACAGGCCGUUGCAGUGGAUGCUGCUGUUUCCAAGCGGCUCCUGGAGAUCAUCCGGAAAGAGGUCGUUAUUCUAAAAGCCAUCCUGACUACCCAUUGCCACUGGGAUCAUGCAAGAGACAAUGAAGAACUGGCCAAAGUUUACCCCGGCCUGCAGGUAUAUGGUGGGGACACACGGGUGGGAGCUCUCACACACCAGGUGACUCAUGAGGAGGAAUUAAAGUUUGGCAGCAUCAAUGUGCGGUGCCUUCUCACGCCAGGCCACACCGCUGGACACGUCUGCUACUUCAUGUGGGAAAACGAUUCUCUGAAUGCUCCUGCAGCUUUCACAGGCGACACCUUAUUUGUCGGUGGUUGUGGGAGACUCCUGGAAUGCCCACCUGAACAGCUGCACAACAGCCUGAUGGAGGUCCUGGGCGGGUUGCCAAAGGAGACUAAAAUCUUCUGUGGACAUGAGUACACAACCCAGAAUUUGAAGUUUGCCUUAAAGGUGGAACCAGAGAAUGAAUUUGUGAAAGAAAAGCUCCUUUGGGCUAAACUCCGAGAAGAUGAAGACCUCCCAACAGUGCCUUCUACUUUGGCUGAGGAGUUCCUCUACAACCCGUUUCUUCGCAUCUUGGAAGAACCAGUCCAGAAGUUCACGGGCAAGUCGGUUCCUGUCGAGGUCUUCGCUGCUCUCUGCAAGGCCAAAGAGAGUUUCCGGAAACCCAAAGAGCAGCUCAAUCCUCAGGCUAUGCUGGCAUUUGAGUGGGGGCUUUUUGAUCCCCUCCUGCAAAAGUGAACCCCUUCCUGCCGUGGUGAGGACACGGGCGCUGUCGAGGAAGGGCUGACUCCCUCCUCCCCGUGCCCGUAGAAUCAAAUGCUGCAAAGUUGCCUUCCCCUAUUUCACGGAGGAGGAAAGCGGCAUCCUUUACUUCCAGUUCUUGCUGAAAAAUAUGACGAUGAGCGCCGAAGUAACACCUUCGUUCUGUGCAGAAGGCAGGCGCCAUGGAGCCGUGCAAAACGGAGGAGGGAAGUACAUGGUUGCCUGCCUCCCAAUUUACGAUGAAUUGAAUGACAGCUAUUUGUUCACUUGUAAUUAAAAAAAAAAUUAAGAAUUGU